This is a messenger RNA of Chaetura pelagica (chimney swift), 1491 nucleotides long. It is a transcript of the gene MFSD2B, whose product is annotated as major facilitator superfamily domain containing 2B. The transcript has 14 exons. The record is from RefSeq and is a predicted model, not a curated record. NCBI's taxonomy places the organism in Eukaryota, Metazoa, Chordata, Aves, Apodiformes, Apodidae. Gene Ontology annotation, biological process: carbohydrate transport. Gene Ontology annotation, cellular component: membrane. The coding region runs from base 1 to 1491 and encodes 496 amino acids. Gene Ontology annotation, molecular function: symporter activity; sphingolipid intramembrane carrier activity.
AUGAUAAUGGAAAACAGACUCUCCAUCUGCAGCAAAUUAUGCUAUGCAAUAGGAGGUGCCCCAAACCAAGUGGCAGGGAGUGCUGCUGCUUUCUUUCUGCAGAUCUACCUGCUAGAUAUAGCCCAUAUUACUCCGUUUCAUGCCUCUUUGGUGCUGUUUGUUGGCAAAGCCUCAGGUGCAGUUACUGAUCCUGUUGCUGGUUUUUUCAUUAGCAAAAGCAGAUGGACAAAAAUUGGCCGACUCAUGCCUUGGAUGCUGGCAUGUACACCCUUCACAGUAGUGUCCUAUUUUUUUAUGUGGUACCUGCCUCCUUUUGUAUUGGGAAGAGUUGCAUGGUACCUGAUUUUCUACUGCCUUUUCCAAGCUCUGACCACAUUAUUCCAAGUACCAUAUUCUGCCCUCACCAUGUUUCUCAGCACAGACCAGAAGGAAAGAGAUUCUGCAACAGCAUAUCGAAUGACCAUGGAAGUGCUUGGGACCUUGAUUGGAGCUGCCCUUCAGGGCCAGAUUGUGGCCAGUGCUCACGUCUCUCAUCACUGCACUGGGAAUCCCCCAGUGAACACAACUGACUCCUGGUAUGACACUCCCAGCUUUCCAGACCCCUCAGAUCCCCUGCUUCAUCAGGCAAAGGUUUAUAUGAUUGCAGCAGGGGUCAUAGGAGGUGUGUAUCUUCUGGGAAUUGUAAUUCUUUUUCUUGGAGUAAAGGAAAGAGAUGAUCCUUAUGCCUUUGAUUCAGACAGAGCAAUUCCUUUCUGUAAGGGGCUUGGACUCACCAUGAAGCAUGGUCCAUAUGUGAAGCUUACAGCCUCAUUUCUUCUCAUCUCGACAGCAGUUCAGCUGGAGCAGAGCAACUUUGUCCUGUUCUGCACUCAUGCUGCUGAUCUACGCAAUCACUUCCAGUAUUUGGUGGUGACCAUCUUGGUAUCAGCAGCUGUGAGCAUUCCCUUCUGGCAGAAGUUUCAGCAGAGGUUUGGAAAGAAGUGUGCAGCAUGUGGGAUUUCGUGGAUGAUUCCUUUUGCAGUCAUGCUAGUGACUAUUCCAAACGUGAUCCUGGCCUACGUCGUGGCCUUUGUCUCUGGUCUGAGCAUCGCAGCAUCUCUUCUGUUGCCAUGGUCGAUGCUGCCUGAUGUUGUUGAUAACUUUCGCCUGCAGAAUCCUCAUGGAAAAGGACACGAAACCAUUUUCUAUUCUUCUUAUGUUUUCUUUGCCAAGAUGUCAACAGGAAUUGGCUUAGGAAUUUCUGCAGGAAGCCUGGAGUUUACUGGGUACAAGCCAGGGAUAUGCAGACAGUCCAAGGAUGUGAUCCUCACACUGAAGAUCCUCAUUGGAGUGGUCCCUGCCAUCCUCAUCCCUGUGGGUUUGUUUAUACUUCUCUUCUACCCAAUCACUGAAGAAAGUCGGAAGGAAACGAAGAUUGCCCUCCAAGUGCUGAGAAGGAGCCAUCAAAGCACAGAGAACCUGGAUGAUCACAAAGAGGACACCUUGAUCUGA